AUGACAAGUCUAUUAUCUUUAUCAAAUCUAUUAAUAUCACAAAUCAUAUCAUCAAUUGAUUAUAAUGGAGAUAUAAUAUGUUUAUUGCUUACAACUAAAAAGUUAUAUCACAAUAGUAGUUUAAGAAGAUUCAUUCAAUUUAAAGGAACAAGAGUAUUCGAUGAUAAUGGUCAUAUAUCACAUCCCUUUUAUGAAACAGCUCUUCUAUUUAAAUUAUUUUCAUUUAAAGAUAUAUUAGAGAAUAGUGUAUCAGAUAAUAAAGUGUUACUACCUGAAAAAGGAACUCACUCAUUCUAUCCUCAAUGGAUAAAAGAUCGAAUCAAUGUAAAUAGAAAUGAUCAGAGUACCAUUACAACUGCUUUGAUGGUUCAUUACGAAUCAGAAUCAUUAAAGUCACUCUACAAAGUACCAUCAAUCGAUACUCUAUUUGCUGGCCAUGGUUAUGACAAACAAGGCCAGUUGUUUGAUCUUGGCUCCAUCUCUUUGUUACCAAAUCUCCAACGACUUGUAGUUAGUGCAUACAAGUUGAAUCUUGGUCCACACACAACACUCAAGUCAUUGACACUACAUAUCGGCACCAAAUACCCACUCGCCAAGUUGGGUCUCGUCAAAUUUACAUCGUUGACCAAACUGUCAUUUGAAACCUAUUGUGUGACAAAUGUUGGUCCAGGUCUUUUGCCAAGUAGUCUUACGUCUCUCACUAUGAAAUUGCUAGAGAUACCUCCAAGAGAUACAUUCCUAUCAUUGACAUCACUCGUGACUCUUGAUAUCACACUGGAAAGUGAAGCAGUUGCAGAAGAUAUGAAAGAAGGAUGCAUCGAUCUCGACAGUCUAUGCAACCUCAAGACCCUCUCGAUCAUUGACCACACCUAUUCAGUAUGGUGCUACAUUGAGGUUAGUAUACCUCCUUCAAUCACCAUUCUUACCUUCAAGUCGGCAUUGAUAAAAAUCCCAACCUUAUAUACAAUGCCACUGUUGGAGAAAUUAUAUGUGACUGAAAAUGUAUUAAUCGAUAAAAGAAUCAAUCUAUUGCCAUCAAAAUCGAUAAAGAAUCUCGUUAUCUAUGAUUGCGACCAACCUCUUCCGGCCAAUAGCAUACCAUCCACUCUUGAAACGCUAUCAAUACAUAAAACCAACAGAGACUCUAGAAAUCUUCAUGUACUUGGAAAUGUUGUAUUACCACCGUCACUCACACAUUUAUCCAUGUUGGGAGAUUACGAUCCCGUCAAACUACCAGAAUCACUUGUCAAACUAGAACAAACAUUGGAUCAGAAAGCCACCCAAUUUGACCUUUCACUUCCUCGUCAUUUGAAAAGUCUGUGUUGGACAGUUAAACCAAUAUUCUAUCCGGGAACCACAAAGUUUGUGUUUCCAACGUCCUCCUCGUAUCCACCUGAUCUAGAAACACUCAAACUAUUCAAAAUUGAAGGAUGCUUUAUUGACACUGUUCCACCAGUCACCAAAUAUCUAUCAAUACCUUUGCAACAUAUAGAUAAAUCGGAAUAUGAUCAUCCAAUCUAUUCACUCACAUCAGUCAUCUCUGAGACUACUACUUAUCAACAAUCACAAUGGCUACCACCCAACACCACUCACCUUACCUGUAGAAUUUUGGAUAAAAGAAAAGAACCAUACAAGAUCAUCUUUAGAUUGGAUGAAAUUAUCAACCACACCAAUGUUAGACAUUUAUCUCUUAUCAUCACAGAGGUUACCCAUCAAUUUACAAUUCAAAGAUUAGACCCAGACAAUCGAAGUGUAUUAGUAGUACAAAUAGAGUCACUUCAAGGUGGAAUCAUCACUCAAAGAAAAACAAUCAAAAAAAACCAAUAUGAUCCCAUUUAUUUAUAUUUUAGUAACUCUUUUAUUCCAGAUUUGGUCUGGAAAAUUAUUCCAAAGUAA
Messenger RNA from Cavenderia fasciculata, 1896 nucleotides. RefSeq lists its product as uncharacterized. NCBI's taxonomy places the organism in Eukaryota, Evosea, Eumycetozoa, Acytosteliales, Cavenderiaceae. The transcript has a single exon. The coding region runs from base 1 to 1896 and encodes 631 amino acids. The record is from RefSeq and is a predicted model, not a curated record.